Molecule: messenger RNA, 1012 nt
Organism: Caretta caretta (loggerhead turtle)
Lineage: Eukaryota; Metazoa; Chordata; Testudines; Cheloniidae
Product: folate receptor alpha
Cellular component (GO): external side of plasma membrane
Molecular function (GO): signaling receptor activity
Source: RefSeq, a predicted model, not a curated record
CUUGAUUGUCUUCUUAACAUGGGACUCAGCUGCCCUCCAGCAAACACACAGAGCUCUUUGGCUGUUAUGAAAACUGCUACUUUACAGGGAGAUGGCAGCCCGGUGGGCCGUGCUGGGGCUGUUGGCUGCCUGCCUGGCCAGUGCUGCGAAGGAAUCGGUGCUGAACGUGUGCAUGGAUGCCAAGCACCACAAAACCCAGCCAGGCCCAGAGGGGGCGCUGCAUGGCCAGUGUGCCCCGUGGAAAGACAAUGCCUGCUGCACGGCCGAGACCAGCACGGGGGCUCACCAGGCCCAGUCCUACCUGUACAGCUUCAACUGGGCCCACUGCGGGGUGAUGCCAGACAAGUGCAAGCGGCACUUCAUCCAGGACACGUGUCUGUACGAGUGCUCGCCCAACCUGGGGCCCUGGAUCCACCAGGCGGAUACCAGCUGGCGCCGGGAGAGGAUCCUCAACGUCCCGCUGUGUAAGGAGGACUGCGAGCAGUGGUGGGAGGACUGCAAGGACGCCGUCACCUGCAAAGAGAACUGGCACAAGGGCUGGAACUGGACUUCGGGGACCAACCGGUGCCCCCGCAGCUCCACAUGCCAGCCAUUCAAGUACGUCUUCCCCCGGCCAGCAGACCUGUGUGAGAAGAUCUGGUCCAACUCGUACAAAUACACCCUGGAGCACCGGGGCAGCGGGCGCUGCAUCCAGAUGUGGUUCAACCCUGCCCAGGGGAAUCCCAACGUGGCCGUGGCCAAGUACUAUGCCCAGAACAGGGGAGAUGCCUCUCCUGCACCAUGGGCUGUCCUGCUGCUCCUGCCUCCUGCUCUCCUGUCCCUGCUCUGAGCAGCCAGGAGCCUCUGGCAGCCCCACUGGCUUAUACAGGAAACAUUUUUGCUCAGGGGCACGGGGUGUUUGCCCUGCUUUGGGCUCUGGCCAGCAGAGUCAGGAUGCGGUCUGGUUACUGCUAACUGCAGGUGGAAACUGUCUGAAACUGAGACCUUCCCAGCUUAUGUAUAAGAUUUGGGC